Messenger RNA from Plectropomus leopardus (leopard coralgrouper), 3498 nucleotides. The record is from RefSeq and is a predicted model, not a curated record. Lineage: Eukaryota; Metazoa; Chordata; Actinopteri; Perciformes; Serranidae.
AGGAGAGAAAGAGAGAACCUCACCUCCUCAAACAGCGAGUGAGGUAGAGGAAAAAAGACACAGAAAGCGGCACAGAGAGAGCGCGCGAGGAAGAGGAGAGGCUGUGGAGUAAACGGAAAGACAACAGCGGCUUGGACCUCCAGCAGAGGAGUGUUUAAUUGUCUGCAGCUUUAUUGUAAAGUGUCUCAUUUCCACGCAGAUUUCGACAUGUCAUCGUCCGGUAAAGACAACAGCGGUGCCCAACACGCCAAUUACGUGGGACCUUACCGUUUGGAGAAGACGCUCGGGAAAGGACAGACAGGGUUGGUCAAGCUGGGAAUCCACUGUGUAACAUGCCAGAAAGUCGCCAUAAAGAUUGUCAAUCGUGAGAAACUCAGCGAGUCAGUACUAAUGAAGGUGGAGCGAGAAAUAGCUAUUCUGAAGCUCAUAGAACACCCGCAUGUUUUAAAGCUACAUGACGUCUACGAAAAUAAAAAAUACUUGUACCUUGUGCUAGAACAUGUGUCUGGUGGUGAGCUGUUUGACUACUUGGUGAAGAAAGGCAGGUUAACACCUAAAGAGGCCAGGAAAUUCUUCAGACAGAUCAUGUCUGCCCUGGAUUUUUGCCACAGUCAUUCCAUAUGCCACAGGGAUCUGAAGCCUGAGAACCUGUUGCUAGAUGAAAAGAACAACAUAAGGAUAGCAGACUUCGGCAUGGCUUCGCUUCAGGUUGGAGACAGUCUGCUGGAAACCAGCUGCGGAUCUCCACACUACGCUUGUCCAGAGGUCAUCAGGGGAGAGAAGUAUGACGGGAGGAAAGCAGACGUCUGGAGCUGUGGGGUCAUUCUUUUUGCCCUGUUGGUGGGUGCCCUGCCGUUCGACGACGACAACCUGAGGAAUCUGCUAGAGAAGGUGAAGUUGGGAGUUUUUCACAUGCCGCACUUCAUCCCUCCAGACUGUCAGAACCUCCUCCGUGGCAUGAUUGAGGUGGAUGCCACCAAAAGACUAACGUUAGAACAGAUCCAGAAGCACACAUGGUACAUAGGAGGGAAGAACGAACCAGAGCCAGAGCAGCCGGUGCCCAGGAAGGUGACCAUCCGCAGCCUGCCCUCCGCAGACGACAUUGACCCCGACGUCCUGGACAGCAUGCACUCCCUGGGCUGCUUCAGAGACAAAAACAAACUCCUGAAAGACCUGCUUUCAGAUGAUGACAACCAAGAAAAGAUGAUCUACUUCCUGUUACUGGACCGUAAGGAAAGAUACCCCAGUCAGGAGGACCAGAACCUUCCCCCUCGCAACGAGAUUGAUCCCCCAAGGAAGCGGGUGGACUCUCCAAUGUUGAACCGUCACGGCAAGAGGAGACCGGAGAGGAAGUCCAUGGAGGUCCUCAGUGUCACAGACGGAGGUUCACCUGUACCGGCACGGAGGGCUAUCGACAUGACACAGCAUGGACAGAGGUCGCGGUCUAUUAGUGGAGCCUCCUCUGGCCUCUCUACAAGCCCCCUCAGCAGCCCACGGGUUACCCCUCACCCCUCCCCUCGAGGCAGCCCCCUCCCCACCCCAAAGGGCACCCCGGUUCACACUCCUAAGGACAGCCCAGCCGGGACCCCUACCCCAACGCCACCCCCCAGCCCUUCCAUCGGAGGCAUGCCUUGGAGGACGCGCCUCAACUCCAUCAAAAACAGCUUCCUUGGCUCUCCACGCUUCCACCGCAGGAAACUCCAAGGUACUCACAUCACAGCAGGGUUAUUAUCUUGUGUUAAUUUCAUCCCUCCCAAAAUUUUACUGUACCCACUGACCUUUGUCCCUGCUCCCACAGUUCCCACACAAGAGGAGAUGUCCAGCCUCACACCAGAGUCUUCCCCAGAACUUGCCAAAAAAUCCUGGUUUGGUAACUUCAUCAACCUGGAAAAAGAGGAGCAGAUCUUCAUUGUCAUCAGAGACAAGCCUCUUAGCUCCAUCAAGGCAGACAUUGUGCAAGCCUUUCUCUCGAUCCCGAGCCUGAGCCACAGUGUGAUCUCUCAAACCAGUUUCCGUGCAGAGUACAAGUCCACAGCCGGCCCUACAGUCUUCCAGAAGCCGGUCAAAUUCCAGGUGGAUAUCACCUACACGGAGAGCACAGCUGCCACCAAGGAGAAUGGCAUCUACUCUGUCACCUUCACCCUGCUCUCAGGACCCAGCCGGCGCUUUAAGCGAGUAGUUGAGACGAUUCAGAGCCAGUUGUUAAGCACACAUGACCAGCCAGGGGUCCAACAGCUGUCUGACGAGAAGAACGGACAGGUGCCCUACCCCUCUGGCACGCCCACCAAGCGCUGCCCUUCGCCCAUGCACGUCCGGAGGCACGAGCCGGAAAAUAAUGACACCAAAUGCCCCGUCGCGGGCAGAGACAGAGCCAAGUUGGCGGUGGCGUCAUUGGGGACACAGGAGGAGUCUUAAGACGCUAUGUAGUCGAGCCAGUGCUAAAAACCCAUCCCAGUAUCAUUAUAAGCCACAGAGAGAAUAUUCUGUCUGUACAUAGCUAGAUGUACAUAAUCAUUUAUGGACAUUUUUUUGUAUAAAAUAACUUUAUAUAGAUAGAAAUAUAUUAAGAGAAUCAAACUGCUAUUUUGCAAACAGCAUACUGCACCUACAUGACAAACACACGCCCCCCCUUUCCAUUACCCCAUCAGUGUCCACCAUCAUCAUCCACCCCACUCCCCAACCAUCUACUCGCUUGUGGCUCUGUUUAUUGCUCCCUCGCUGCUAACCUGUGUGAUGACCUGACUUGUUUCUGAUACCAGGAAUUAUCCAGAAAACCUAUUAAGCCCCUCCUCCUGCUCCUUCAACCCCUUCCACCCCCCUCCCCCGGAGCGUGCCGAGAGACGGACAAUUGUUGACGGAGGACUGCUUUUAGAGGUGUGCUGGAAAGAAAAGGGGGGGGUGGGUGGUUACCAUGGAAACAGACCCUUCAUGCAGACUUCUACCUUUAUCUCCCUCUGCACCCUGUCUCCACCUCUGGCAACCAUCAGUAGAAGUAGAUGAAAAUACCUUUAGUGCCCCCCCCCUUCUCCUGCUUAGGAACACACAUACACACACACACACACACACACACACACACACGUGCACAACACAAACCCCAAUGAGACGCACUCCCCUCACCGAUCGGCCCCCUUUUUUCCUUUUGAGGAGCAUUCAUCAAUUGGGAACAUUUACAAUAACACACUGCAUAUACAAAAUAUGUACAUGCAUACAUGCACAGGUCCAGUAUGCACAGAAAACUCUGGGAUGUAUUAACACGAACAACAACAAAAAAAAAAGAAGACCGACUGAUUCAGAGGAGGAGAGAAGGGGGAGGAGUUUUGUGGAAAGCCCAAACAGCUGACGCAGAUGCUUGCUGGAUUGUAUUUGUUUGCUUUUUAAUGUACUUUCUUUGUGAAGAACUGGGUUUAACAUACUUAACUGACUUUAUUAGACUUGAUACUAUUGCUGCAAAUGGACUGGAAUUGUGAUUUCAGAGAGGAGCUGGGUGUGAGCAGAACA